Messenger RNA from Gloeophyllum trabeum ATCC 11539, 1073 nucleotides. RefSeq names its product Pms2 protein. Lineage: Eukaryota; Fungi; Basidiomycota; Agaricomycetes; Gloeophyllales; Gloeophyllaceae. The record is from RefSeq and is a predicted model, not a curated record. Gene Ontology annotation, biological process: mismatch repair. The transcript has 4 exons. Gene Ontology annotation, cellular component: MutLalpha complex. Bases 85 to 738 code for a protein of 217 amino acids. Gene Ontology annotation, molecular function: ATP hydrolysis activity; ATP-dependent DNA damage sensor activity; ATP binding.
GAAGCUAGCAUUUCCAAUACCACCGACAAUGCUAAAGCCACGGAUGCACUGUCCAGGGUCAUCGACAAGCAGGACUUUUUGGAUAUGGAAGUGAUCGGUCAGUUCAAUCGAGGAUUCAUCGUUGCUCGCAGGGUAGAGCGCGCUCCCGGCCAUGGCAAUGUCGUUAAAACAGACGACUUAUUUAUUGUCGAUCAGCACGCCGCUGAUGAGAAGUAUAACUUCGAGACACUGCAACAGACUACAAAAAUAGAGGCACAAAAGCUGUUCAGGCCGGAACACCUGGAGCUAACCACAGCCGAUGAGUUGCUGGCCAUGGAGAACAUCGAAGUACUACGUUGCAAUGGUUUUGAUGUGACUGUGGACGAGGAUGCGCUGCCUGGCACAGGACAGCGGCUCAAACUUAUGGCACGACCUGUCAGCAAAGGCACUGUCUUUGAUAUGAAAGACCUCGAGGAGCUUAUUGACUUGAUGCGAGACCGCCCUGCAGGUCAGAUUGUAAGAUGUUCCAAGGCUCGUGCGAUGUUCGCUAUGCGUGCCUGCCGGAAGAGUGUCAUGAUCGGAAUGCCAUUGACCAAGAGUCAGAUGACUACUGUGGUCCGACAUAUGGGUGCCAUUGAACAGCCGUGGAAUUGUCCCCACGGCAGGCCUACAAUGCGGCAUCUAUCUGAUAUUUCGAGUACUUCCCGAAGACAGCAUCGCUCGAUGCCCGUGGAUUGGGCAGCAUUCGCGCCAGUGUGAAUGCUGCAUUGUGUUAUGGAUGUUGGCUGUGAUAAGGCCCCACGGAUGCGCGUUACACCUAGGAAACUCCUAUGUUUCUCCAUUUCCUCGACCAUGAUCGUGCACACACGUGGUAGACACCUCGAGAAGAUUGUAGCCUCGGUGUCUUUCUCUUGACAGCUCCUCGGCAGAGAUAACUCGUUAUCAUGCCACGAUUCGGGGACCCGUGAUGGCCCAUUCCGUCGAUGAAUGGAUAGGGACCGUGUCGCUAUCAUAAGAUUAGUGAAUCCUACCAUGUCGAUACACAGCGUCAGACGUGAACAAUGUCAUUUGGCCUGGGAUAACAGGUUGGUCGG